Messenger RNA from Phlebotomus papatasi, 2016 nucleotides. RefSeq names its product formin-binding protein 4-like. Gene Ontology annotation, molecular function: protein binding. The transcript has 5 exons. The record is from RefSeq and is a predicted model, not a curated record. The coding region runs from base 80 to 1993 and encodes 637 amino acids. NCBI's taxonomy places the organism in Eukaryota, Metazoa, Arthropoda, Insecta, Diptera, Psychodidae.
GCAAAAAAAAAUGUGACAGCGUGAAUUGUAUGCCAGACGCUUUUGUUUUUCUCUUUAUUUCACAAUUUAUUGUGUGAUAAUGCACGCAAACAGUAGUGAAAAUCGGUUAACACACCUCUUGGGUGUCUAUAAUUCCGACAGUGAUGACGAGGAGAAUGAGGAAAAGGAAGUACAAGAGAAACAUGGGAACAAUGGAGCUGCAGAAGUGGCAGACAAUAUCGUCCAGACAGACUGGACACAAUGCUAUGAUAGGGAAACGGGAAAACCAUAUUUCUUCAACACCAGCAGCAAUCAGCAUCAAUGGGAGAUGCCGGAGGAUUAUAGAUUGUAUCUGGAAUGGGUGAGGCGCAACAAAUUCAGUGAAACUGAACAGAAAUGGAAGGUAUACGAAGCAGAAGACAGUGGAGUUCCCUACUAUGUCAAUGAAGUUACCCGGAUAGUGUCAUGGGAGAUGCCAGAAGGGUACAGGAAGCACCUGGAGAGUCAAAAGAAGGAGCAAAUGAGGAAAAAGAGUGUGAAACCAACAAACAAAAUCCAAAAGAAACCCCCGAAAAAGUAUCCGGAACACCUUUUGAAUCAUGAUUCUGACGAGGAUAAGAUUGAGUUGAUCUCUUCCUACAGUAGAUCCAGUGAUUCUGAAGAUGAGGAUGUAGCUUCAAAGAGAACUGAAAAGGUAAAGACGUCAAAAAGUGACAAAUCUCCUGAUCAAAUUCCAAACGAAGAACUUCUUCCCUACAAAAUGUACACUCAGGAUUCGAACACAGACCCUCAGUCUAUGGAAAAGUCCUCAAAUCAGCCGAGUAGUAUUCUGUUCAGUAAUGAAACUUCGGUAACUCUGUCUGAGCUCGAGAAGACAUAUUUAAGUAGCAGAAAAUCAAGCAAAUCCCCUGAAAAUAUCAUCCAACCAGAAACAAAUAAAAGUAUUCCGACUAUUGGAGAGGAAAUCGACGCGAAGCUGAUGAUGAGGAAGAGAAGGAUAGAAAUUCCGAGAAUUCCUCAAAAAAUAGAACCACAGCCAAAAGUGGAAGUUGACGAAGAACUGCAGUCAAAGGCCAAAACGGGUCUCUAUGCCAAUUUUCAGAGCGGCGGAGUUGAAUUUGCUGAUCAAUCUGAAAAGAAGGAGGAAGUUGUUGAAGUCAAGGAAGAGAAGAAGGAGUUAAAAGAUGCUUCGACAAGUACAGCGGAAGAUGAUGAAACUGGGGAGGAGGAUGUAAAAGAAUUGAGCACACUAAUUGGUGCGAAAGUUAAAUUUCUCUCCGAGGGAAGGCCUAUUGUCUCAGGAGUACAGAUCAUGCAGAUCCAAUUGGAGACUCUCGUUGCAGCCUUCGAAGCGCAACAACUGACACGAUUUUAUGUGAUGAAUUGGCUUAAUUCCACUGCCAAGAGCCUUAUGCAGCUGGAGAAUGAUGUGGCGCCUAAUGGUUGGAAGUGCAAAUGGGAUAGGACUAAUUCCCGGUACUACUAUCAGAGUUUGGUCACGGGAAAAAUUCAAUGGGACUUUCCGGAGCCCGAUGUCACGUGUCAUGGGGAUGAGAUGGAGAUUUGUACGACACCACCUCAUCCAGGAGUUGAAGAUGAGGAGCCAGAGGCAAAGAAAUUGAAACAGGAGGAUAAGGAAGGUGAUGAUUCCCAAGAACCUCGAACACCUGAACCACCAACAUGGGAUUCGAGUCCUGAGCCACCUCCAGCACCUUCGUUCGAUGCUGCUCCACCACCUCCAAGAAUCACAGAUAAAUUUCACUCAGAAUUGGACUCUUUCUACUCGGAUUUGGCAUCGUUGGAGACAACAGCAAACCCAACGGAAGAGCCAGUAGCAGAAGUAGUUCCAGUCCCGGAAGUUCAAAAGACAACGAAGCCCGAAGAGCUCCCAGCUCAACCUGUUGCGGCUGUUAAGGUGAAAAAGAAGAAAGUCAAGACGUCGAGGACUGAGAUGAAAGAGAUGUCUCAACUGAUGGCUAAAUGGCAAAAAGCUCAGCAAGAUUUGAAGAAAUAAAAUCCACUAUCUUCCGAUUAAAA